This is a messenger RNA of Brenthis ino (lesser marbled fritillary), 369 nucleotides long. The record is from the annotation of a GenBank genome assembly. Lineage: Eukaryota; Metazoa; Arthropoda; Insecta; Lepidoptera; Nymphalidae.
AUGUCAAAACCAUCUCUGACCCUAAAACGGCACCCUCACCUGCGAGCCCAGGUUAAUCUUCGGUACAUUAAACGUAAUCUUGGCUCUCGAUCUGUUUGGCGGCACAUGCGCAUGCAAAUCACCGCCGCAUGCGGGCGCGCGUCAUCGCUACCGCAACCACACCGCUCUCCUUCACCGCCCUCGCACUCGCGAUGGGUGAACGUUAACCGAAAGGAUAAAGAAAGACUGAAUUCAGGUGCAGAAGGACGAGUUCCAACCAUCGUUGGAUUCGAUUUAACGCGCUUGCCCUGCGAAAGUUUUAUUUAUAGCCGCACGCCGCGCCGGGUACGCAUACGCAGUGCAGCGAUUACGAUUAUACCGCACACGCAU